AUGGUGAUGGUUCAGUGCUGCAGAUCACUGGGAUGCAUUGGCGAGGCGAUAGUCCUCUGCCAAUUUGGACCCGACGGAGGUGCCCUAAUCACCACGGGCCUUCAGAUCAUUGAUUCCCUUCGCUGUGGGGAGAAUGUCGCGUUCCCAUACACUUUUGACUCGCUCGACGGCAUCGCCACAUUCCUCUGGAAUCUUGACUUACUAGAGGCCCUAACUAACCUCCAAUUUUUCAAUUGCUCCCAGUCCAAAAAGACAACUUUUUUACGCUGUAUCAACCAACCCGAAGUGAAUGCCUCCAAUACGAGGGAAAUCCUUCAAAUGACAAGAAACAAACGAGCCUCGGAAUUCCUUCGCCACUUUUCCGAUCAGAUACUAACAUGA
This is a messenger RNA of Hydatigera taeniaeformis, 381 nucleotides long. Lineage: Eukaryota; Metazoa; Platyhelminthes; Cestoda; Cyclophyllidea; Taeniidae. The record is from the annotation of a GenBank genome assembly.